This is a messenger RNA of Lingula anatina, 488 nucleotides long. RefSeq lists its product as uncharacterized. NCBI's taxonomy places the organism in Eukaryota, Metazoa, Brachiopoda, Lingulata, Lingulida, Lingulidae. The record is from RefSeq and is a predicted model, not a curated record.
GUUUAUCCAUACGAGAACAGUCUUUCAGACAUUUAUGUACGUAACAUUGCUUAAUGAUGAACGUCUAUCUGUUAUUGAGUGCGCUGUUGUGUGGCGUGUAUUUCGAGCUGGUCACGGGAACUGACGCGCCCUGGCCAACGCCAACGCCAAAGCCAACAACACCACCUUUCUGGUGGUAUUGCAGAUUCCCUGACGCAACUAAACCUUUCGAGCACUGUCGCAGUGGAAGAUGUUCUGGAUCAGGACUAAGGUGUGUCAACAUACAUUCAGUUGUAACCCGUCUUCCCAUAGAGACGAAGACACCGACUGGACCGACAAGAACUCCACCGACAAGAACUCCACCGACAAGGUCGACCACGCCAUGGACGACUAAACUUUAUGGUUAUACGUCGACGCCAUUGCCUCUAUUCCGUGCUAAGAGGUGUACCCUUAGUACGUCCUUUCCAUUGUGGUAUCGGUGUGUCCCCGUAGAGUACAUCAUAGGAUAG